Messenger RNA from Sporothrix schenckii 1099-18, 573 nucleotides. RefSeq names its product ubiquitin-conjugating enzyme E2 D/E. Gene Ontology annotation, molecular function: ubiquitin conjugating enzyme activity. Bases 1 to 573 code for a protein of 190 amino acids. Gene Ontology annotation, cellular component: nucleus. The transcript is spliced from 6 exons. The record is from RefSeq and is a predicted model, not a curated record. NCBI's taxonomy places the organism in Eukaryota, Fungi, Ascomycota, Sordariomycetes, Ophiostomatales, Ophiostomataceae. Gene Ontology annotation, biological process: ubiquitin-dependent protein catabolic process; protein polyubiquitination.
AUGGCCUUGAAGCGCAUUAACAAGGAACUCGCGGACCUCGGCCGUGAUCCGCCCUCGUCUUGCUCGGCUGGUCCGGUUGGCGAAGAUCUGUUCCACUGGCAAGCAACAAUUAUGGGCCCUCCCACAGUUCGGAGCAUAGCUGUCUGGGCCGUGGCAUAUAUGUCGACGGAGGAGUUUGACCUCGCCAACAACAACUAUGACGUCCUGCUGACGCCAACCUCUCCCUGGCUGUCGCCAACUUUGAACGUCGGUGACUCUCCUUACUCCGGCGGUGUCUUCUUCCUCGCUAUCCACUUCCCCACAGACUACCCUUUCAAGCCUCCCAAGGUCAACUUCACAACUCGCAUCUACCACCCGAACAUCAACUCUAACGGCAGCAUCUGCUUGGACAUUCUGCGUGACCAGUGGAGCCCGGCCUUGACCAUCUCAAAAGUUCUGCUGUCCAUCUGCUCUAUGCUGACGGACCCGAACCCGGAUGACCCGCUUGUGCCUGAGAUUGCUCACGUGUACAAGACUGACCGGGCGAAGUACGAGGCGACCGCGCGCGAGUGGACCCGUAAAUACGCCAUCUAG